CACGCAGACGAACCCUUCCUGCUUAUAAGCUACCUGGACACAUUUCCUCUGAGGAACACGUCCGUCUCCAAAUCCAGACUGUUGCGCCCAGAUGUCAUUUCGCGGUGUCUCUCUUCACUCCAGCAAAGCUCGCGCUGUCUACGCCAGUGUGAGUUAAGAUUUAACUCUCCAAGACAGUCACAUCCUCCCUGCCUCGCGCUCAGGACACUCCGCGCCGAUUUCUCAGAGCCCCGUGCGUCUCGAUGCCAUUCGCUUCCUCGAGGAUCCCGGGAUUCCAGCGGUGAGUGGACCGGAGGAUGGCCAUCCAUGUGGAAGGACUGGUGGCGAUAGUCAUCUUCUACCUGCUGAUCCUGAUCGUGGGAAUAUGGGCCGCCUGGAAGAACAAGAACUCGGGAGUGGUAGAGGGCACGGAUCGGAGCGAGACCAUCAUGGUCGGGGGGAGAGACAUCGGCUUGUUUGUCGGCGGAUUUACUAUGACAGCGACCUGGGUUGGAGGGGGCUACAUCAACGGCACAGCUGAGUAUGUGUAUCUGCCCGAUUACGGCUUAGCUUGGGCACAAGCUCCCUUUGGCUACGCGCUUAGUCUUGUCGUGGGUGGCCUGUUCUUCGCCAAACCGAUGCGCUCCCGUGGUUACGUCACCAUGCUCGAUCCGUUUCAGCAGAUCUACGGGAAAAGGAUGGGCGGGCUCCUCUUCAUCCCCGCGCUCAUGGGCGAGAUAUUCUGGUCCGCCGCCAUCUUAUCAGCGCUUGGCGCCACCCUGAGCGUGAUAAUGGACAUGAAUAUCAACAUGUCAGUGGUCAUCUCAGCCCUCAUCGCCAUCUUCUACACGCUGGUGGGAGGCCUCUACUCUGUGGCCUACACUGACGUGGUUCAGCUCUUCUGCAUCUUUGUGGGCCUGUGGAUUAGCGUACCCUCAGCGCUGGCCCACCCGGCGGUGUCGGACAUCGGUGUGACGGCGCUGCAGAGGGUUCACCAGGCAGCCUGGCUAGGGAGGGUGGACAAGCGAGACAUGUGGACGUGGGUCGACAACUUCUGCCUGCUGAUGCUGGGCGGUAUUCCGUGGCAGGUGUAUUUCCAGCGUGUACUGUCCGCCUCAUCGGCCACCUACGCUCAGGUGCUCUCCUUCCUGGCUGCCUUCGGCUGCCUGGUCAUGGCUGUGCCCUCUGUCCUCAUCGGAGCCAUAGGGGCCUCAACAGACUGGAACCAGACGUCGUAUGGCGCUAUUCCCCCGAAAGACAAGAACCAGUCGGACAUGAUCCUGCCCAUCGUGCUGCAGCACCUGUGCCCGUCCUACGUGUCCUUCUUCGGACUGGGCGCCGUGUCCGCAGCCGUCAUGUCAUCCGCAGACUCCUCUAUCCUCUCCGCCAGCUCCAUGUUUGCCAGAAACAUCUAUCAGCUUGCCUUCCGCCAGUCAGCGUCCGACCGUGAGAUCGUGUGGGUGAUGCGGAUCACCAUCUUUGUGUUUGGUGCGUUGGCGACGACGAUGGCAUUGCUGACCGGCACGGUGUACGGCUUGUGGUACCUGAGCUCCGACCUGGUCUACGUGAUCAUCUUCCCGCAGCUGCUGUGCGUGCUGUUCGUGCGUGGCACCAACACCUACGGCUCGGUGGCCGCCUACGUUUUCGGCCUGCUGCUGCGCAUCGGUGGCGGGGAGCCCUACCUCAAGCUACCCGCCUUCAUCCACUACCCGGGCUGCUACGUGAACGACGAGGGCAUUCUGGUCCAGAAGUUCCCCUUCAAGACCGUGUCCAUGCUGGCCUCGCUACUGGGGAACGUGCUGUUCUCCCACCUGGCCAAGUACCUGUUUGAGAGCGGGAAGCUGUCCGCCAAGUACGAUGUGCUGGACGCCGUGAUGUCCAAGCACAGCGAGGAGAUCAUGGACAAGACCACGCUGGUCAACCGCAACGUCAUCGGCCUGUCAGAGCUGGCGCCGGUAAAGCCCCGCCUCAGUGUCACGCUGGCCGCCACCUUCACCCGCAAGGAGACGCUGACCGAGGAGGAUGACGACUCCAGCCCCGACUCGCCCCACAGCCUCAAGAACGAGUGACCACACACACACACACACACACACACACACACGUGUCCCAUCCACACCCUGAAAACUAACACACAACUCACACAUACAUAUAAAGAAACACGAAGGUGGAUGAUUCCAGCUCCAACUCUCCCCUGUACACACACACACACACACACACACACACACACACACACACACAGACACACACACACACACACAACCUUCUCACUCUGGACUCAGAGAAGGAAGUGCAAUCCGGGGCUGUGAAGUGGACUGCAGUGUGAGAUCAUCACGUUUGGAUCCUCAGCUAUGUGUGUGUGGAGCGUGGAGUGUGUUCUCCAACAUUACUGUGGCAGGGUCAUGCAUCUGUGUAUUUGUGUGAAGUGGAUUCUCUAUCGGUACUACUGCAGCUGGUGUGUGUGUGUGUGUGUGUGUGUGUGUGUGUGUGUGUGUGAGGGUGGAUUAUGUUCUCCUUCGGGACUGCUACAGCUCGAAGGUUGUAUGUGUAAGUGUACAUGAUAUGUGUGUGUGUGUGUGUGUGUGUGUGAUCUACUGGAGAUGGAUUGGUUUGGAGUGGACUUGGAUUUGUCAAUCAUCUUCACUGUGCGUGGUGAGUACAACCUCUGAAUGACCUUUUGCUCAGGAAGUAGAGGUCAGCACAGAUACAGUAGCUGCUGGGAAGUGUAGUUCAGUUGGUAGCUGAGAAGUGCAAUAAUGAUAUGGAUGCGUGCUUGACCUUGUGUGUGUGCCGCAGUGAGGCAGGAAGUGAGGUCAUUGAAUCAUUAAAUGUUUCUGAAGGCUGACCCGAGAUCAGCCAGCUGCUCAGACCUGUAGUCACAUCGAUGAAGUUGCGACUAGAGACUAACUAGUACUACUGCACUCUAUAGAGUUACUACUGAGCCAAAACUCUUGUUGCCAAAUGGUCACUCUCUUAUCAGCCAGUGUGUGUGUGUGUGUGUGUGUGUGUGUGUGUGCGUAUGUUAAAAGGUCUCUCUAUAGUAUACUCCUCUGUUUCCACAAUCACUCUGGAACCCAACAGUAAGCUUCUGUAGUCUGUCCUCCUCUGUGUGUGUGUGUGUGUGUGUGUGUGUGUGUGUGUGUGUGUGUGUGUGUGUGUGUGUGUAUGUGUGGGUGUGUAAGGAACUGUCCUCUGCUUUAGCACUAGUGCUUGUGUAAAAGCCUUAACUCUGCUCAUCUCCAGGACGGGCUACGCAGAGAGCCCCAGGAUAGCGUGUGAAAAGUCUCCCCACGGCAUUGUGGGAUAGCUCUACCCAUGGCAUUUUUGGAUAGGUCUACCCAUGGUCUUUUGGGAUAGGUCUACCCACAGCAUUAUGGGAUAGGUCUACCCACGGCAUUGUGGGAUAGGUCUACCCAAAGGCAUUGUGGGAUAGGUCUAUCCAUGGCAUUUUGGGAUAGGUCUACCCAUGGCAUUGUGAGAUAGGUCCAAUGUUGGCUAGUGUGGAUUAAGUGGCCCCUGCAAAUUCAUCUCCUGUAUCAGAUGUAGUUCUUAGGGGACUGAGUUCAGUUCCUGUAGUUCUAGAUGUAGUUGUAGUUCUGGUCUCCGUACCUGGCUCCCAGCAGGACUUGUACUGGUUCAGUGUCUGUGGCUCUCUCUUAGUGUUGCUGUGAUGUGUAUAUUUAUGUAUAUUUAUAUUUGUAUAAAUAUAGAAAAUGCAAACAACAUUUACAUGUGCAGGUAGGAAACAAAUCGUUCAUGUUAAUAAGCAACAGCUGCUAACAUCUAUUUAUUUAUAAAUGAUGUUGUAAAGAUAUAAAA
Alosa sapidissima (American shad) is the source of this 3795-nucleotide messenger RNA. RefSeq names its product solute carrier family 5 member 7a (gene slc5a7a). Gene Ontology annotation, cellular component: synapse; plasma membrane; axon. The transcript has 9 exons. Gene Ontology annotation, molecular function: choline:sodium symporter activity. The coding region runs from base 297 to 2048 and encodes 583 amino acids. The record is from RefSeq and is a predicted model, not a curated record. Gene Ontology annotation, biological process: synaptic transmission, cholinergic; acetylcholine biosynthetic process; choline transport. Lineage: Eukaryota; Metazoa; Chordata; Actinopteri; Clupeiformes; Clupeidae.